Messenger RNA from Trichophyton verrucosum HKI 0517, 1806 nucleotides. RefSeq lists its product as uncharacterized. The record is from RefSeq and is a predicted model, not a curated record. Lineage: Eukaryota; Fungi; Ascomycota; Eurotiomycetes; Onygenales; Arthrodermataceae. Bases 1 to 1806 code for a protein of 601 amino acids. Gene Ontology annotation, cellular component: nucleus; Holliday junction resolvase complex. The transcript has 4 exons. Gene Ontology annotation, molecular function: DNA binding; 3'-flap endonuclease activity; crossover junction DNA endonuclease activity. Gene Ontology annotation, biological process: resolution of meiotic recombination intermediates; double-strand break repair via break-induced replication; DNA catabolic process.
AUGGAUAUUGAUGCCGACGAGAUGGCAGACGGGGCCUGCGCGAACCCCUUGCUGCUGGGCUGGCUCAAGCAGUGGUACGACGAAGCCUUGGACAAGAACAUGAAGGGAGCAUCCGCAGUGUAUAAAAAGGCCUAUAACUCCAUGAAGGCAUGUCCGUUAGAAUUCAGUCACCCGUCAGAGGCGCAGCAGCUGAGUGGAGUUGGACCUAAAAUGUGUGAGCGCUUGACUGCAAAGCUCAAGGAAUACUGUGAGAAGCAUGGGCUCCCCAUGCCAGAACGACAACAACCACGGCAACAGGUCAAGAAACGGCCAUCUGCAGACCAUUUGAGGCAGGAGGAAGGCCAGGCGCCGAAGCGACCCAAGAAAACAAAGCCAUAUGUGCCAACGCUGCGUUCGGGGCCUUAUGCACUCCUCUUGGGGCUUGCCACCGUGGACAAGAGUUCGUCGGUAGGCUUGACCAAAGACCAGCUUAUAGAAGUUGCACAACCACAUGCCGAUGCCUCCUUUACUGCACCCCCAGACCCCAGCAAGUUUCACACUGCUUGGGAUUCAAUGAAGACUCUCAUUAAAAAGGACCUUGUCUAUGAACGCGGUAGACCACUGAAGAGAUACCUACUUACAGACGAAGGGUGGGAAAUUGCGACGCAGAUACAGAAGACGGUUAGGUCAAAUUCACAGAUCCUUCCGGAUACCAGGACUACCAUGGAUAACUUCAUAAAUUCCGGGGAUAUACAAUCAUCUCGACUGCUGAAUUCUACAGAUGAACCAAUUUCAAUCGAUGUUCCGCCAUUGUCGCGAGAAAUUGUGCAUGGAUCUAGAUUUACUCUUCCCCCAGGCAGCUUUACCAUCGAGAUGGUGCUUGAUUACCGGGAAAUACGCUCCAGGCAAGAUCGAGAUUAUAUCUCAAACGAAUUAGCCAAGCGAGGUGUAUCGCCCAUAGUCCGGCCCCUGGAAGUUGGGGACAUUCAAUGGGUUGCAAAAUGCAAAGAUCCUAAUUUUCUUGCACAAUAUGGUGAAGCAGGCGACGAAGUUGCUCUAGACUGGAUUGUUGAAAGAAAGCGGCUAUCUGACUUACUCAGCAGUAUAAAGGAUGGUCGCUUCUACGAACAAAAAUUCCGGCUUCGCCGUUCCGGCAUCAAGAAUGUCAUCUACCUUGUGGAAAUUAUGACGCUUACGAGCGCAAAUCCAGUAAUUGCAAAUCGUGAUAUGUCUGCUAUUGCAUCUGCCAUAGCCUCGACACAGGUAGUCAACGGCUAUUUCGUCAAGCAAACGAAUAGUGUUGAUGAGUCGAUUCGAUAUCUCGCCAAAAUGACGCAGCUGCUUCGUGAGAUGUAUACUGGGUCAGACGCUAACACUCCAGUGAGGCGUAUAGAAGUUACGCCAACAUCCUGUAUAGAGUCACAAAACGAAUAUCUAUUACAUCUCGAACGACUACGUGCUGAGGAACAGAAAAGACUAGACACAUCGCCGACAUCAAACGUCUUGGAAACUACCUAUACCUUGACAUAUAACACAUUCUCAGCUCUAUCAUCUAAAUCUGAUAUGCUUACUUUACGUGAUAUCUUCUUAAAGAUGCUUAUGUGUACACGAGGGGUCACAGGAGAUAAAGCUCUCGAAAUCCAGAGGCGAUGGAGUACUCCCCGUGAAUUCGUCAAAGCCUUUGAACGGGUUGGGCCCCGAGGGCCGGAUGGGAAACCUUCCCAAGCCCAGGAUGAUCUAGUCGCCUCUGCCUUAGGCGGUCUGGUAGGGCGAAAGAAGAUUGGUAAGACAUUAAGCAAGAAGAUUGCAGAGAUUUGGGCUCCCUGA